Molecule: messenger RNA, 1524 nt
Organism: Salmo salar (Atlantic salmon)
Lineage: Eukaryota; Metazoa; Chordata; Actinopteri; Salmoniformes; Salmonidae
Product: MID1 interacting G12-like protein
Biological process (GO): regulation of lipid biosynthetic process
Cellular component (GO): cytosol
Source: RefSeq, marked provisional
AAGGAACAGGCACAAGAACAAACAAGAUAACUGCCGAACUCUCCUUCAGUUUGGAACACGGAAAGCUGCACUGACACGAAAAAACAUCAAUCAAUCUCUGCUGCAGAUUAAAAAAAGGAGGAGCCCCUUUCCAACGAGAUUAGAAAACAAUUAGAGAAGGGUUGCACAAAUAGAUAAACAAACUAUCCAGCUCCGAUUGACAGUUACAACUUUUAUUUCUAAAAUAAGUUUGGGAAUCAACAACAGAGUCGAGAAAAUGAUGCAGAUCUCAGAAUCCCACCUGCAGAAGAACUCCCUGUUCAACUCCAUGAAUCGCUUCAUUGGAGCCGUCAACAACAUGGACCAGACGGUGAUGGUGCCCAGCCUGCUGCGGGACGUCCCACUGGAAGAAGAGAGGGAAAUGGCCGUCCUCAAAAGCUCGGGAAACAACGACAUCGAGGACGGCGACAUGUACAGCUACUACCAGCUCCUGAAGUCCAUCCGCUGCGACAUCGAGUGGGGGGUGAUGCGCGCCGGGGAAGCCGAGAAGCGCAAGGAGAGCCGGGGUCCCAGCUCUCGGAUUGAUUCCGAGGAAGAAGAAUCGGAGGUGUCGUCCGAGGAAGACGAGGUUAACCUGCAAAAGCAGUUCCAGUUCCACAUGACAGGGCUUCACGGGGUGCUGUCCAAGCUGACGCAACAGGCCAACACUCUCACCAACCGCUACAAGCAGGAGAUCGGCAUUGGAUGCUACUGAAGUGUUGCGUAAUGACCCGAGCGAACCCGCAUUCCCUGAUAUCGAUGUUGUAUUAUUUAGCGGAAAGGAGUUGAACUGAACUGAAUAGUCUAUCACUUAUGAAAUUCUUUUGAAUAGAUGGAGAGAGAAAGAAAAAAAGAGAUGUAAUAUUUAACCUUUGUUGAUCCAUAGAAAUGUUGUGGUUGAACUUCAGUGUGGUAUACCUGGGUUCCAUUACCCUCUGUUUUUCACUCUGUUUUGCGCGCUGUCUGUGUUUUAUGAGCCGUGUUCAACCGUGACCCAUGCAUUCAGCUCAAGUGGUACACCUAUAAUGCAUAUCUAUACUUUUAUUUAAUAUUGAUGUAUAACUUAUUACCUCAUACUGUAUGUUUGAGAGCUGUAUAUUUCAUGGUUGAAGAAGUGCAUGACCGCAGACAUUUGGCUACAUUUUGAACAUCCCAUUAAGGGAUAAAUGCGCAUAGGAUUUAGCAUUUCUAAUGAUGCCAAUGUGUCAAAUAGUCUGUACAGGUUUUGUACUUCUUCCUAUUGUGCCGUUAUUAUGUGCUUAGCUAAAUGGAGGAGGCUUGACAGAUUCUUGCCUGUGAUCCCAAUGCUACCCUAUAUGAUCAAUGAACUGGAAUCAACAGAUGGUUCUUCUGAAAUAAUGAAGGAUUCCAAGAGAUCAUCUUAUUAUGGUGUUAUUGCCAUGGUAAUUAUGGAGAGGUGAAACUCUAUAAGACCAUUUAUUUAAUGUACUAUUUUAUGUUUUGUAUUGAAUAUAUUUGUAUGGAGAAUUAAACUUGUUUUUAUAA